Messenger RNA from Phaethon lepturus (White-tailed tropicbird), 948 nucleotides. RefSeq names its product prolyl-tRNA synthetase 2, mitochondrial (putative) (gene PARS2). Gene Ontology annotation, biological process: prolyl-tRNA aminoacylation. Lineage: Eukaryota; Metazoa; Chordata; Aves; Phaethontiformes; Phaethontidae. The annotation marks the transcript as partial. Gene Ontology annotation, cellular component: mitochondrion. The record is from RefSeq and is a predicted model, not a curated record. The transcript has a single exon. Gene Ontology annotation, molecular function: proline-tRNA ligase activity; ATP binding.
ACGGAGUUGGUGGCCGCUCAGAGCAACCUGUCCUACAAGCAGCUCCCGCUGCGCCUCUACCAGGUAACCAGGAAAUUUCGGGAUGAGCCCAAGCCCCGCUUCGGCUUGCUGCGCAGCCGGGAGUUUUACAUGAAGGACAUGUACACCUUUGACGCCUCCGAAGAGGCGGCUCAGCAGACCUACGACCUGGUGUGCGACGCCUACUGCAGCCUCUUCGACCGCCUGGGCCUUCCCUUUGUCAAAGUGCGGGCGGCCACAGGCAGCAUUGGUGGCACUGUGUCCCAUGAGUUCCAGCUCCCGGCAGACGUCGGUGAGGACAGGCUAGUGCUUUGCCCUGAUGGACAUUUUGCAGCCAACGUGGAAACACUGAACGAUGAGAAAAGGUCUUGCCCCACAUGCGGGGAAAAACUCACUCAGACCAGAGGGAUCGAAGUGGGGCACACAUUUUACCUGGGCACCAAGUACUCUUCUGUCUCCAAUGCUGUCUUCUACUCCCCCAAGAACAAACCUCAGCUGGCAGAAAUGGGUUGCUAUGGCCUGGGCAUCACUCGCAUCCUGGCGGCUUCCAUUGAGGUGCUCUCUACAGAGGACAGCAUCCGUUGGCCAAGCCUCAUUGCGCCUUACCAGCUCUGCUUCAUUCCCCCCAAGAGAGGCAGCAAGGAAGAGGAGGAGGAGGGAGCUGUGCUGCUGGAGCAGGUGUACGAUGACCUCGCUGAAGCGCUGCCUCACCUCGCUGGCGAGUCGGUGCUGGAUGACAGGACGCAGCUGACCAUCGGCAAAAGGCUAAAGGACGCCAGCAAGCUGGGUUAUCCCUACGUGGUCAUAGCCGGGAAGAGGGUGUGCGAGGACCCCCCGGUCUUUGAGGUUUGGAAUCAGAAUGCCGGCGAGGUUUUGUUCCUCACCAAGGAAGGGGUCAUUGAGUUGCUCAGUAAAGUGCAAGUCCCUUAA